Xyrichtys novacula (pearly razorfish) is the source of this 13552-nucleotide messenger RNA. The record is from the annotation of a GenBank genome assembly. NCBI's taxonomy places the organism in Eukaryota, Metazoa, Chordata, Actinopteri, Labriformes, Labridae.
GCAGAGAGAGAGACUUGCAGACGCUACAAGAGGAAGAAAUGUUAGCUAAAACGACUGAAUUAUUUUAAAUAAAACAACAGAGGAAGAUUUCACAGGCUCAGAGGGAGUGUUUGAUGGAACACCUGACUCUGGGUCGAGAUGGAUUGUACCUGAAGACGAGACAUUUGGAUUAACUGAGAGGCUACAGCUGAAUCACAGACUGUCGGCCAUCUUGGAGGGACAAGGACAGGUGUGUUGAACAAACAUGUCUGCUGCUGUUUUAUGUUGAGCUGCUGAGGGAGAAAUCAAAAAGGUUAAUUUACCCAGAGUGUUUAACUUCAGGAUUAUUUCAGGAGAACUGUGAAGGAUGAAUUGAAACCAUGAGGGUGGGCACAGCAAGAUCCUGUUGUUUGCUUUGGUUUUCGCCUUUGUCAUGACGCCACUACUCUCACAUUAUGUUAUCAACCAAGUCCAGUAACCCCAGUGUGUUUAAGAUUUAAAGUAAAGUUUAAGAGGAGCAUCCUUGCAUUUUUUAAAUCCUUUUUGUAGCUUAUUAUGAUACUGUGUCAAUAGAAAUGGUGUCUUUAGUUCUGCUGUGUACCUGAGCAGUGUAAAAGCUAUUAUUCAAAAGCCAAAGUUAACAGAAGACUUUAAAAAUAAAGGGAGAUGACACUUUUUUUGGUUAAGAAACACAACUUUCUUAUGCUGCAAAAAAAACUUUUACUGAGUUUUUUAUCAUUCGAAGUGGGAAAAUAUCUCAUAAUAUAAUAUUCAUAACAUUAGCUACACGGACCAGACCAGUCCAAGAGAGAUUUUCCUAUAGGGGACAACAAAGAGUAAGUUAUCUCUUUAUAUAAUAGCAUAGCAUAUUGUGUCAAAUUUUAGUCUAACAUAACACAUAUCAUAACAGAACAUACGUAAUAUAUUGUAUCAGUCUUAGCUUAUCAUGUUCCAUUCUGUUAUACCACAUUAUAUUGAACUGAAUUGAACUGUAAUGGAUUAUACAAUGUAUUGUAUCCUGUUAAACCCCAUCAUAUUGUAUCCUCUUAUCAUAACCUAUUGUCUUGUAUCAUAUCAUUUCACGGUGCAUCAUGCUGUCUAAUAACAUCCUGUUCUAUACUACCACAUCCUAUCAUGUCACAUUCUAUCCAAUCUAACUGAAUUGCAUCAAAUGCCAUCAUUAUUUUUUGUGUGUGUGUGUCAUACUGUAUUGCCUCUCCUUAUAUCGAGUAAUAUAGUAUCGCAUCAUAUAGACCCUUGUUAUGUUUUAUCUCAUUGUAUUUAAUCCUAUCGUCUAGAAUUCCAUCAUCACGUACCUUAGUAUGUCGUAUGAUUCUAUAUCUCAUCGUUUUGUAUUGUAACCAUAGACUGUAUCUAGAACUGACAGCGUCUGCCUCCUCGCUGGGUGAAGCCAUUCUGAGAACAGCACCCUCUGGUGACGGGCUGCAGUAUAGAUCAUAAAUCCUGCCUCCACCAGCAAAGCUUAAAGGGCUGUGGACAAACUUUAGAAAUUUAUUACACAGAAUAUAAAUUUUUCUCCCUCCUGCUUGCAAUGUUGACAUGUAGUUAUUGUAAGACUGGUUUGUGCUCAAGUCCUCUUUUUUUCUGUGAAGCUCCGUUUUUAAAAGUUAUUAGGGGGUUCAAGUAUUCUAUGAUUGACACAUGAUACAGCCUAUGGGCGUAUGAAGAUUGUGGAGCUCAUUGGGGGAUACGCGACUCUCGACGACUCUCCCGCUGAAUGCGUACAACGCUACCGCGCAAUGUUGGUUACAGGAAAUUGAGAAAAAGGCAGAAUUACUGAGAGCUUUGUGUCUUCAAAUCCAUACACUGUCACAAGGCAGAACCAAGUUGUCCAUAGUAAAUACAGUCUAUGAUUGUAACAUAUUGUAUUGUCUUCUUUCUUACCAUAUCCUGUGGUAUCCUGUUCUACUCUGUCUUGAUCUUACUUCAAGAUUUGGCAAAGCAAAGUUUUCUCGACAAGUUUCUUGAUACAAGUAUUACAUUGUUGAAUAAAUCCAACCAUUCAAUGUCUGUCAUUCUUUCCUAGCUUUGCAGAAACUUGCGGUGUAACUAAUCCCGGUCCCUCCCUGAGACCACGGAGCAGCGCCUCCUGCUGGGCAGCAUGGAGUCUGGAGUUGGCCGGCUGCCUCUUCAGGUGCUGGGAGAGAAUGAGGCACUGCAGCAGUUCUUCAAUGGUGAGGAAUGACUUACCAUUUCAUUACAUUAAAUUCAGAAUAACCUGCUUUUUGAUACUGAUAUUCCAGACCUUUGACAUCUGAGAACUUUGGUAGUGUUAGUUUUAAUGAGUAAAAUUGGCACUUUUAGAGUUUUAAUGGGGAUCCAGGUGUUCCAGGACCCGUAGGAGGUUCAACCAAUUCUUGAAGAGGAUCUUUAGACCUCUAGAGGAGAUUCAAAACUCUGGUUGUGCUGAUGGAUCUUUGUUUGGCUCCUUGAGCUUCCUUUUUGAUCCUUGAAAUGGACUGUUCAGGUACUUUUGAAGAUGUUAAACAGGUACAGAACCUAGUCUGUAAAUAGGUUUUACAGGGAAAGCUCAAGUGCCCCCCCCUACAGUCAAACAAUCUACAGCCGAGUCAGUUUAAUGGUCCUUCAUAAGCACACUCCAUGUACCAAAGAUCCACAAAAAUGCUCUCAAAGUGGUUUCACUCAUAGAACAAGAAGCUAUCACAGUUCUAGAUUUUCAAACUAACAGAUGCUGAAGAAGUUAUUAUUGUAUGUUUGCGUGCACGCAGGCCAGGAUGUUAGUGGCGUGUUGGACAGCUCUGUCGCCGUGGAUACAAGCAUCCUGGAGCAGUACCUAAGCAACGACCUGGACCCUAACAGCUUGUAAGAUCUCAACUUUCUUAUAUCAUUCUUCCCUUGGACAGAUUUGCUGCAAAUUCAACUCAAGUCCUGCCAAAAAGUACACUGGCUGUGACAUCAAAACAUCAUAGAAAAGACAUUCAACUGCUCCAUUACUGUCCUGGAAAUUGGUCCUUUUAUGACACGUAGUUUCAUCUUUUCAUGUUAACUUACUCCUGAGUGGAGCAACAAAGAGAGAGGAAGAGAAACCUACUGCGUCAUCUUCAUGCAGAAACACAUACAGUUUAGUUAUACAACAUACACAAACAGCACUGACCUAUUUGCUUAUCAGCAUAGUAAGGGUUAUAAAUACCGGAAAAAUGUGGCUCUCACAGUAGGCCUACCUGAAGUCAAAUAACAUAAAUGUGCUUUACCAAACACCACAAACUGAACACAUGUUCAAACUGCAAUCAAAAACCUGGCAACUGUGAGGACUAUUGUUGCUACAAGAAGGUUAUUAUUGUUAUGAAUUCUGUGAAGCUUGUAUUUCAUUUGUUUGGUUUUUCCCAGCAUGCUACCUGACUCACCUCCUGAUUCAAGCUCAGAGGCCUGUUCACCUGCACAGAUACCAGGUAAUGUUAAACAAGAUAGGCAAGAUAAACACGACACAUUUUACACAGAGUAACUUGACUUUGGAACCAUGGCACAACUUCUUUGAAUAUCUUUGCAUGGAUAAAUCCAACUAUUCAAUGUUUGUUCAAAAAGAUGUUCAAAAAUCUGUGAAUGUGGCCUACCUCUUUUGUUUAGCAGACUUCCAUCGGGAGGCGCCGUACUGGUUCAACCAACAGACACCCCAGGAAGUUUUUCAGCCAACACAAAGUUGUGCCCCCCCAACAUCCUGCCGUUUCAAGGAUCAAGUGUCAACCCCAGCUCAACAAGAACUGCUUACCCACAAUCAGCUCUGCAGUUUGGGCCUCACAAAAACUUAUAUCAAGUCUGGGACUUCACCUGCCCCUGUACACCAGCAUUCAAACCACUCCCCUGGACAUUACCCUGGCCCUGAAAGCUGCCCACAGGUUUACACCCCACCCACGCCUCCUUCCCCACCAGUGCCCCAUUUGAACAGCAAUGCCGCACAUUGCACUGGUUUGGGUCAAGUCCCACAUAUGGUCACGUCCCCUUCUCCUUGCCCAGCUCAGCCUGGCUCCACCUCUAUGUCUUUUAACCAGUAAGUAUCUCCUGCAUCAAGCAUGAUACUAGGAACUUGGGCUUAAGGGAACAUGUCAUGACAAGCCACCUGGAAGGUAACACAAUGUAGGUUCAAUAGAUGCAUAAACAGAUCAAGUUAGAACCAUAAGUGUUGAGGGAACAGGCUAAAGGGGGGAAUUUUCUGUGAUGGAUAUGGUGUUAAAUUCAAGGUAUGGUUCAGCAAUGAUUUGUUCCUGAAAAGCCAUACAAUGAUAUCCUGGCAUCUAACUAGGAUGCCUUUUAAGCAACACUUUGUGGAGAAACCUCUAGCAUGUCCAACAUUUUGGAAAACCAAAGUUAGAUCUGGGACAUGGUGGUGGAAUCUUAAAACUUAUUGGCCAGAGAACAGCUUUAUUCCCAAGGAAGAGCUGGAGAAAGUUAAUGCUAGUUUGGCCUGCUGCUACCACCAUUCUGCCCCAGAUUAAGAAAUGAAAAGGGAAGUUACUAUUUUUGCAAAUGAGGAUAUACAGUAGAUGACAAUGGUAGAACUAAAAGUAAGACUUGCAAAAAGGGACAAGCUUUGGAUCAGAGGAUCAGGGAUUACCAGAAGGGUUUGGUUCAGAAGUACCAUAUCUAGCCAUCCUUCCUAUUUGAUGAAACUAUGAGAUUGUCGAUAAUCUGUAGAGUAGUGGAGUGUCUUGUGAUAAAUCUCUUCUGAUCUUGCUUUAGCUCCCCAGACACUAAAAAAAGGAGGCGAUCUGAGUCUGAUGAACCAUUGGCAGGGACUAAGGCUUCCUGCAGUGAGGGUGAUGGGACUUAUGGUGGUGGUGUCGAGAAUUGCAUAGGUGGUGGCGGACUGAGUUUGGCAUCCAACCAGCUGCUGACCUGGGAUCAGUACAGGCCGGAACAAUGGAGUAUUUUAUAUAAUGGCAGCUACCAGACAGUGUGAGUACAGUACUAGUGUAUUUUGUUUUGUGUCCUUGAGAUGUGUUGGUCAACUAACCAAAUAACCAUCCAAACACCGACCCAAAGUUUAGUCUGCUUUCAUUAAAACAGGACUGUCUUGUCUUCUGUUUGCCCAGGUCUCCUCCUGCCUACCAUGUUGACACAGAUAAAGGCUUCAUCUACUCUGCAGCAGACGAGGCCUUUGUCUGCCAGAAGAAGAAUCACUUUCAGGUCACUGUUCACAUUGGCAUUGCUGCAGAACCACAGUACAUUGGAACGCCAAGCGGGCCACAGCAAGUGGACCACUUCCUGAUAAAGGUGUAUGGGGUUAAGGUAUGUUCAGGACUUUUAAGACUAAGAGACCAAAAUACUGCACAGGAGAAUUACCAAAUAAUUACAAUAAUCAUUGAGCAUCUAAAGCUGUAUUUCUCACUCCUCACAGCUGGAAUCUCCGAGCCACCAGGUGACUAUAGAGCAGUCUCAGUCUGACCGCAGCAAGAAGCCCUUCCACCCUGUCAGGUAACCAGCAAAGACAGCUUUACACACAGUAUACAAUUUAUUUUAUCAUAUUAGAUUGGUGUUGAACUGGAUUUUUACCAAUGUUGGCUUUAGAGACCCAACACAUAUUGUUCGUAAAAGAUCCAUGGGAAUAAUGAGGGUACCAAUCCAUUCCCCAUCGUUCUUAUCGAACUAAUUUGCCAAUUUCUGGCCAACAGAUAUAUGGGGUGUUUCCCAUGCAAGUCCCAACACUAGACCACACAAAAAUGAAUGCCUAUUUGAAGCACACUAUUACCAAGUCACUCCAUGUAGGCUCCUAUGAUCAGUUGCGCACUGACAUGGUUUCGUCUACACUGGUCACAGGCCCCCCUUUCAUAUAUUGUUUUCUGGCAUUUCUUGUUUUCCGUGUUCCUUAAAGCUGUAACAAUAAUUUAUCAAAAAACAUUUAUGUGUAAUCCUACAGGGUCAGUCUACCGAGUGGCAAAAUCACCAAGGUAACACUUGGCCGAUUGCACUUCAGCGAGACGACAGCCAAUAACAUGAGGAAGAAGGGCAAACCCAACCCUGACCAGAGGUAUGUGGGUGGAUGUGAUUCAGUCAUCUUUAAAUACAUGCAUUCAGUCAGAUCUACCCGCUCAGUUUUAUGCUUGCUUGUAGAUAUUUUCAGAUGGUGGUUGGUCUUUAUGCGUCGGUGGGUGGAGACGAGACGUUUCUCCUCACAGCCCUUAUGUCGGAGAGAAUCAUCGUUAGGGUAAGAAGUUGACUUUAACUCAUAAAUCAAAAAUGAAAGUAACAUCUGACCACCAACAGCUGGAACACCAGCAUCUGUCUUAAUAAGACUUUAAUCAUACAGCAAUGAUUCCUUCCUUCAGGCCUCAAACCCAGGUCAGUUUGAGAUGGAUGGGGAUUCAUUGUGGCAGCGAGGGAUGGUGCAGGAUGCUGUGGUGUGUCAAGGCAGAGUAGGCAUUAACACUGACACUCCUGACGAGGCAUUAGUUGUCUGUGGGAAUGCCAAAGUGAUGGGCUCCAUCAUGCAGCCAUCUGACUGCCGCGCAAAGCAGAACAUACAAGAGGUAAGACAAGGAGAAACCAUUUGUAGCCGAGGUGUAACAACAAUCUUCCAAAGCAAAAAAUAGUUGUGCAACAAUACCCACCAAAAAUCCUGAAGUACUGGGAAAUGAAGGUUGUGAUCCACAUCACACAUUCAAGAAUAUUGGUCACGUUGUUUAUGAUUCAGUCAUGUGGUGCUUUGAUGCCCCCUCAUGGUGGUAGCAAAAACAAAUGGCUUUCUCAAGGUUUCUAACAAACUUAUUCCAAAGGCUGUGCCAACUUAUUUGUUUUUCAGGUCAACUCUGAGCAGCAGCUGAAGAGAAUCACUCAGAUGAGAAUUGUUGAGUUUGACUACAAACCAGAGUUUGCCUCCACAAUGGGAAUAGACCACGCCCACCAGACAGGUAACUGGCCACACCCACAAGACGGAUUACCAAAUGCACCAACCAGUACUUACCACAUAAACCAGACAGGUAACUGACCACACCCUGUAGAUACUGUGGGUAUGACAGGUCAUGAGCCACAUUGAAAUGUUGCAGUUUGCAAUAAAAGUUUCUGUUGUACUCCUUUUUUGGACACCCCUCGAGAGUUUUAUAUUUUACACAGCUUGUCACAAAAAUAACCCAACGUUGCCUCAAUGGGAACAUCCAAGGUUUGCCAUUGGUGCGAACCCCAGCACCCCAUUUAAGCUCACUUUUAGACCUUAUUUCAUUUACUGCUGUUCUAAUGUUGCUUCUAGCUUGCAGUUCUGAGCUUUCAGUGAAGGUCCACAAGGAUAAACAGCUCCAGGUUUCAGUUUCAGUGGCAACUUCAAUCUAUCUCGUACUGGCCUUUGUUUGCAAAGGGGCCAUCAGUAAAGUAGUGAGCCCACAGCUACAAUAUGGCUUUUGUCCCCAAAACAUAAAAACUUCUUUCUUUCAGAGCCUUGGUCUACGGGAAGAGAAAACUGUUAAGGCUUUCGUUCACAAAUUAAUUUUUUUUUAAAAAGAACGGGGAAAUUUCAAGCCAAGUCAGGCAAGUUAUCAAAACUAGCUGUUCAGGAAAACAUGUCAGAAAAUGAUGCCAACACAUUUUAUAUUGUGUAUUGAAAUGUUGCAGAGGUUUAAUAUGCACAUCCAAGAGUUGUAACAUUAUUGAUCUAAAAAUACUGAUCAGCACAACAGGUCUCUUAAAACAUAUUUUUCUCUAUGGUUUUUCAGGUAUAAUAGCUCAGGAGGUGAGGGAGCUGCUGCCGUCGGCGGUCAAGGAGGUCGGGGACAUCAGCUGUUCUGAUGGGGAGCAAAUCCCAAACUUUCUAAUGGUGGACAAGGUAAUCAUCUCCGCUGUCUCCCUACAUAUUUAUUGGUUAUUAUCAUGCUUUUAAAGAAAGACUUAGCAUCAACCAGAAACAGGCAUGAUGUCAACAUUUCAAUGAACAAAUGUGCUUGCAAAAUUUUACUCUAAAUGGUCGUGCGACUGUCAUCUUAUCAAAAUCAGAUAUCUGAUAGACAUGCCUAUUAAUUUAAGUUUAGAAAGCAAACUUUCUGUCGUUCUCACAAACCUUUUCACUCAAUCAAACAUUGGACUUUAUUUCAUUGGCAGUUAAUAACCAAGUCCUUUAUCUUUCCCCAGGAGCAAAUCUUCAUGGAGAAUGUGGGGGCAGUUCAGCAGCUGUCAAAGCUCACAGAUAACCUGGAGACUCGUAUCAUAGAGCUGGAGGGCUGGAACCGCAGAUUGGCGAAGCUGAAAAGCCUGACUGGCAGUCUGCGCUCCAAUGGGUAAUGCUUAUUUAUACAGCUUUUCACAAUAAGCCUGGUCACUAUAUACAUGUUUAAAAUAAAAAUCUCAAGUCUGUACCACAACGAAGGGGUUGGGAAUAAGAAAAAAAGUUCUGGUUUGUGUAUGAGUCCUGUGGAAGCCAGAGUGAAGCCUCUAUGUAGCUUGCUGUUUACAGUGAAACUCAGACUCUUUAAAAAUCAUUUAUCAGCUGCAUAGCUCUACAGUUAGCUAGAAUGAGGCCUCAUCCUGACCAACAACUUACAGUAAAGCAAAGACGGUGGAAAAAAAAGGUUGUUGGGUUCAUAAUGCUAAAGCAAGAUAGAUUGAAGUCAGUGUGAAAUUUAUUGCAGUUAAACUGAGACUCACUAAAAACAGGUGAACCAGUUCGAUAAGCAGGGAUGAAGCAUAUGUGCAACUUACUACUACUUAACUUAAAACGUUGACCAUCAUUUUCUGACGUAAAUAUUGUUAUGAAAUGAUAAACACUGGGCUGUCUACUUGCUCUCCAUCCAACUCCAUUUUUUUGUGGUUCUUCAGUCUUUUUAUUCUUUUAUGAAGAUAUAAAACAGGGGUGUAUAAAUUCUUUCACAUCUGUUUUUAGUGGUUCAAUUCGAUUUUUAAUGUGUGUUUGAGUUAAAGGAAAAGUUAGCUCGAUAUUCAAAGUCCAAAUCAUGUAACAUAUUUAGAUUGGUUCUCAUGUAGCCAGAGUUCAUCUCACACCCAAGAGUAAGUUGCUGAAUGUAAGACUUUUGGACAAUGUAGAACUCCAUAAACUCAGCGAAGGCUGAUUAUUCUGUCAAGUUUAUAGUGCCUUGGAAAAAUACCCAUGAAGUGUGUGAGUAAGGGAGUGUGUGCAUGUGCAUGUAUGUGUGUGUUGCAUAAUAUCUGUAUCACUGUGUUAUCAGUGCAUCCAUGCAAAUUAAAGUUCAAGGCCGCCUGAAGGUGUGUGAGAGGCCGUUAAACGUUCACUGUAGAGUAAAAGAAAAACAUGUAUGUGAGGGUCUUAAACUGGCCCCUUUGCUCACCUCUUGUCUGAAACUUGUUGAAUUGUAUUGUGGGUAAUGGAGGCAGUUGUUGAGUGAGGUCACAGUUCCUAGAAGAAGGCUGAAGGACUUUAACAAAGCACAGCUGAACUGUGCCAAGAGUUACAGACUGUAAUCAUGCACUCCUUGAAUGAUCCCUGUUUCAUAGUCAGGAAGUUGUUCUUCCAACUGUGAUUCAUCAUUACCUAAUUUAUGAUCAAAGUUUAAUACUAAUAGAUACUAAAGGGUCAAAUACCAUACAAAUGUUAAAAGUUAACUUUAUAAUUGGUCUGGGUGACUCUAUGCAGACAAAUACUAACAAUCACACCAUAUUCAAAAUGCUAUUUGCUAUCAAAAAGUUGAUUUGCAAAUGUAAUUUGAUCAUUUGUAAUUUGAUUUUUUGCUUGCCUUAUUGAUGGCCAAUAUGGUGUCAAGUUGGGGAAUUCUUACCUGAGUUGUUUUUCCAACUUUGGCAGAUAUUGCAACUAGACAAGUCAUUUUUCAGACAUGUGUGACUUUAUAUGAAUGCAGGGUUGGAUGAUACAGUCAUUUCUUGAAACAACUCCAUAUAUUGUUUGUUAAGGCUCCCUAAACCAUUGUUUUCUGAUCAUUUUUAUGUUUAAACUACGUUUUAAUUGUAAAUAUCCCAAACAUAGACUGUGUAAAAGAUGGACAGCAUGACAGUGGCAUGUUACUUUUUCAGAUAUUAUUUUUGGUCUUGGUCAUUCAUGAACUUUCCAGGUGCAUGUCUGUGACAAAGACAGGAAACAGCUCCUAACUGAGGUGACUUCAGAUUGAUAUUUGACAAGUGACCAAAUGUGACAGAAACUUGUCCAGAGACUAAGAAUGAGUUAUUAAACUUUCUAUAACUGCAAAUGACAGCUUUAAAACCACUCAAAAAUCUACCACCCAAUCCCUACUGCUCAGACUUUGUAUCCAAAUGUAGAAUAUGUCAAUAACUUUUGGUUGAACUUUUGUACAACUGGAAGAGUCAGAGAUGUGUUGUCUGUCUUAAGAUACAGUUGGUUGGAAAAUGUUGGAGACUCUGAUUUUGUUACCAGGCAUGACAAUUAAAAAAGCUUUUGAGCUUUUAAAUGACAUAUUUCACUUCAAAAAUGUCCAGAUGGUUCAGAUGACAGAUCAAAAGCAGUGCGCACUUGGUGUCAAACAGAUCUAAAAUAUCGUUGAUGGACUUUGAGUUUGAGUGACCACCUGAAAACUAAGUAUACAGGUGCAGCUAUAAUUUCAGACUAAAAGAGGAGUUCAUGUGUUUUCACAGGAAACCCAGGAAAGUCAGCAGUGUGUCGACGACUCUGAGUCCUGAGACAUGUAAGAGCAGUAAAGGUCAAAAGGAGGACGGGAGUCAUAAAUACAGUCACUGUCUGCAGCACAAAGUCUUCCAGGCCAGUGUCUUCGGCCUGCUGGCCACCAUGGCUUUCUGGUAAGACCCGAUGUCUUUUUCUUUUAUUAUGGAUUUCUUAAAGGACAUAAAUAUUAGAAAAUCACUCUGUGUAUGUUCAUGUGCAGCAUCAUCUGUCUCACCGCUUGGUAUCUGGUGACUGUAAAAGAGGAAAGCUCUGACCUUUAUCCAGGUACAAGGUAAAAAAACAGCCAUCUCUCACAUCGUUUACAUCUACGAACAUCUCAUUUACUUUUUAACUUCAGAGCUGCUGAAAAUGUUUAUUUCCUCUGUUUUUUUUUUUUUUAGUAAUGGCAGCGUCAUCCCUCCUCAGACCACUGCCUGGAGCAGCACAGGUAACCUACCACCACAUUAAUGUAUCCUUUAAAAUAAGAGUAAGAAACAAUUUUGUAAAUAGUGGCUCCCAAUUUUUUCUGCAGUCACCCCAACAACCCCACCAGGCCCCUGGCCCCCACAUGUGGACUUCUGUGACCUGCUGUACUGUGACCAGGUUUACUGCUGCCCUUCACCAGCAGGGGGCGGCACAGACUGUAAUAUAACCUCGACUGAAUCACCUGUAGAAGACAGGUUUAAUAUUACAGGUAACGAUAGCUUGGCUUGUAUAUCUUAUAUAUUGACAGAAUUAGAUUUGCUCGCUCACUGCUUAGAUAUAAAGUUAAAAACUUUUGUUUGUGAUUCUCAUGUCUUGAAUUUUUACUCUCCACAGAAACAAGACGAAAAAAACUUAAUCAGAUGCUGAAAAGUGCCCAAGACUGUGAGUGGUUUAUGUUUUAAAUCUUAAAUAUUGGACAUCGACUUUUGUCAAAUAAAGUUUUUUUUUUUUUAAACAUCAUAUCCCGAUUGUAGACACUGGUCGCAAGAUUGGAUUUCCAAUAUUAUAGAUAAUUUAGAAACUGCAGCAGACAAACCACAGUGUAGAUUAGAUUAGAUUAGAUUUCAUUGACUUGUUCAGAUAUUCAUCUCUGUUUUUGUCUUUCUGUUCAGGGACAAACACGACCAUCCAGACGUUCAUGAUCAAAGAGAGUGAGCAGGUGAUUGACAGCAAAUACUGCCUGAGAGAUGAAUGUGGGUAAGUGAAGAGAAAAACUACAUCCUUCAAAAGUUGAAGCAGUUUCUCAGUCUCUUGUAGCACAGUAGCUCCUGGUAUGAAUACACAAACUAUUAAAAAUCUAAAUUUUUUAGAUUUGACUCUUAAGCACCUAAAAAUAGGAGUUAGGAUUGAAAGUUAGUAUUAAAAAGGGCUUCAACCGACCUGACUGAUCUUACUCUUUCUUUUUUAAGGCCGGGAAGAUACAUCUACAGAGUUCCAGUCAGCCAGUUUGUUCCUGUCAACAUGAGAAUCACUCUGCUGAUGAAGUGAGUGAUGAAGUCAUCAUGGAUUACUGAUCUAUCUGAUCAUAUCAUAUCACUGUAUAUUAAUGAUGUCUUACGUGUUAAAUUUUUUUAGUUCUACAGAGCUGCUGGUGGUUCAUUUGUGCAGUUUUGAUGAGUCGGAGGUCUGCUCUGCUUUAAUGGAUAUAAACAUGGUCCCUGGGAGCAGGUACCCAUCAAACACACAGGUAAGAAUUGCAUACUUAUUUUAUUUCAUUCAUAAACUGUGUCUUUUAAAGUUCUAGUUGUUUGAUUGAGAACUCGGCCAUCUAGCAUCGGUUUUAGUCCAGUCCUUGUCGUGAUGCUCCAAAAUGUUUUCAUUGGGUUACAUGUCAACACGGCCAGUUUAGCAGCAGGACUCUUCUACUACAGAGCCAUGCUGUUGUAAUUCAUGCAGAAUGUGGUUUGUCAUUGUCUCGCUGAAAUGUGAAGGUCUUCCCUCCCUUUACAUGAAAGUUUAAUCCAAAGAAGACUCAGUGACGUCUGCUCUCUUACACACUGAGCCUUUGUCAAGCUGAUUUUGGUGUUUUUACGCCUCUUUCUCUGCAGGGAGAACAUGAAUGGCCUCUUCAUGUGGCUCGACUUCAUCGCAGCUCGUAUCACUUUCGCUCCGCAGUGGCUGUAAGAAACUGGAUUUGAUCUUUUUUUAGUUCCUUAGAUGUUUUCUCAAACAUUUUUUUCCCAAAAUUAUUUACUCUUAUGCAUUAUUUAGUUUUAUAUUGUGAGUUUUUGUGCAUAAUUUUCUUUCAGGGUCAAGCAGACUGCAGUACCGACCAUCACUACGCGGGAGCGCUCUUCACUGAUUAUAUUUUCCACUUCUACAGAUACUGCACAGACUCGUAGAGACACUCAACAGGUUUAAAUUAUUAUUUUUCCACUAUCAAAUCUCUUUUGUGUUUCAUGCUUCUGUCAAGUCAAAUGUGUUUUUAUAGUGGUGUUUAACGGACGAUCUGCAGUGGAAGAGAAAGACGGUCAUAUCGUGAUAUUCCUAUUUUUAAACGCUUUUAGUCUCAAGUUUUGAAUAAUCAAUAAGAUAUCACAGAGACAAACUAGAGAGACCUGAUGAAACAGGACUGCUGUCCAGCUCAGAACAUUUAUGUCUUCAGGUUAAUGAUUCAUAACUUACAAUCACACUCUAGAUUUUUUAAAUGAUAAUAAUGUUCAAAAUCCAGUUUAUGUGUUUCAGAUAGUUUGAGCUACUCUGAACUUAAAUGGUUUUAUAAGAUAAGAGAGCAAAGACAAAAAAAAAUCUUCAUUUUUAAUAUUUGUAUUUCCUUUGGAAUAUUUUGGGCCACACACAAUAUUUUUUUUACUAUAUUUGUGAAAGAAAUUGUAAAUUUGCAGGAAAAACUUCACAAAUUUUGCAGACAGCUUGCUGCCAUAAACCCUAAUCCCUUUCCGUAGUUAUUACCCUAAUAUGAUGCAACGAUUUCUUUCUCACAAAAACACAUCUUUAUUCUCAUGUGAGGAAAACUUUAUGUUCAUAGAUUUGCAACUCUAAUGUAGUUGAUUUACAAGUUUU